Molecule: messenger RNA, 781 nt
Organism: Salpingoeca rosetta
Lineage: Eukaryota; Choanoflagellata; Craspedida; Salpingoecidae
Exons: 7
Coding region: 38-658 (206 amino acids)
Cellular component (GO): EMC complex
Source: RefSeq, a predicted model, not a curated record
CACAAGUACACACAAGUACACACACGCGACAGCAGAGAUGCGGAUACACGCUGCAGCGUAUGUGAAGGCCGUGUGUCAUGCGAGCAAGCACUCGUUUGGGGCGGUGAACGGCGUGCUGCUUGGGCUCGUGCAUGAGGAAGGCAAUGGCCGUCAGGAAGUGGAGGUGGUGGACGUGCUGCCCAUGCUGCACCAGCACACCACCCUCAACAUGCUCGCCCAGAUGGCCCUCUCACAGGCGGACGCAUAUGCGAGGUCCAAGGACAUGCGCAUCGUGGGCUACUAUCACGCCAGUGCCCGUGCUUCAUCAUGCGAGCUCUCUGGCAACGGUCCCUUGAUCGCCGACAAGAUCCACUCCAAGUGCAACGGCGCAGUGGCGUUGGUGGCCAACUUUGGGAAGCUGGCGCGCACGGGCAUGGCAGACUGCCGCUUGUUCGAGCCAUUCAAGAAGGGCUCCGAUGGAAAGUGGAAGAGAAGCGAUGAGGAGAUUGUCAUGCUGCCGACCGAGGAGCUCGCGUAUCAGACUGCUGCGGAGUUUGUUGCGAGCGGGGCGCAUGAGGCGCUGGUUGACUUUGACGACCACGUGGCCGACGUCUCCCGCGAUUGGCUCAACGAAGACCUCACACGCGACAUCAAGCACCGCUUCCUCCCAACCCAAUAGGGGCGAAUGUGGUUGAAACGACGUGUUAUGUGUGCGCGUGUGUGUCUGUGUGUGUCUGUGUGUGUCUGUCUGUCUUGUGUUUGCUCUGUGUGUGUGUGUGUGUGUGUCUGUGUGUGUCUGUGU